Messenger RNA from Nipponia nippon (crested ibis), 1438 nucleotides. NCBI's taxonomy places the organism in Eukaryota, Metazoa, Chordata, Aves, Pelecaniformes, Threskiornithidae. The record is from RefSeq and is a predicted model, not a curated record.
AGGCGAUAGUAUAUGAAGGCCAAGACAAGAACCCAGAAAUGUGCCGAGUUCUGCUCACGCAUGAAAUAAUGUGCAGCCGCUGUUGUGACAAGAAAAGCUGUGGCAACAGAAAUGAGACUCCAUCAGAUCCAGUGAUAAUUGACAGGUUCUUCUUGAAAUUUUUCCUCAAAUGUAACCAAAAUUGCCUAAAAAAUGCAGGAAACCCUCGAGAUAUGCGUCGAUUCCAGGUUGUGGUGUCUACAACAGUCAAUGUUGAUGGCCAUGUGUUGGCAGUGUCGGACAAUAUGUUUGUGCACAACAAUUCCAAGCAUGGGCGGAGAGCUCGAAGACUCGAUCCCUCGGAAGCUACACCAUGUAUCAAAGCCAUCAGUCCAAGUGAAGGAUGGACUACAGGAGGUGCCACUGUCAUCAUCAUAGGAGACAAUUUCUUUGAUGGGUUACAGGUCAUAUUCGGCACCAUGCUGGUUUGGAGUGAGCUGAUUACUCCUCAUGCCAUCCGCGUACAGACGCCUCCGCGACAUAUCCCAGGGGUUGUAGAAGUCACAUUGUCCUACAAGUCUAAGCAGUUUUGCAAGGGAACACCUGGAAGAUUCAUUUACACAGCUCUGAACGAACCCACCAUUGACUACGGUUUCCAAAGGUUACAGAAGGUUAUCCCCCGGCACCCUGGUGACCCCGAACGCUUGCCAAAGGAAGUAAUACUUAAGAGGGCUGCUGAUUUAGUAGAAGCACUCUAUGGUAUGCCACAUAAUAACCAGGAAAUAAUCCUGAAAAGAGCAGCAGACAUUGCAGAAGCACUCUACAGUGUCCCCCGCAAUCACAACCAGCUCCCCGCCCUUGCUAACACGUCAGUCCAUGCAGGAAUGAUGGGAGUGAAUUCCUUUAGUGGUCAACUAGCUGUCAAUGUUUCCGAAGCCUCACAAGCCACCAAUCAGGGUUUUACUCGCAACUCAAGCAGCGUGUCACCUCAUGGCUAUGUGCCAAGCACCACCCCUCAGCAGACAAAUUAUAACUCUGUCACAACAAGCAUGAAUGGCUAUGGGAAUGCUGGAAUGUCAAAUUUAGGCGGAUCUCCGACCUUCCUGAAUGGAUCUGCUGCCAAUUCUCCCUAUGCCAUUGUGCCAUCAAGUCCGACAAUGGCCUCCUCCACUAGCCUCCCCUCAAACUGUAGCAGUUCCUCUGGGAUUUUCUCCUUCUCACCAGCCAACAUGGUCUCAGCGGUGAAACAGAAGAGUGCUUUUGCGCCUGUUGUGAGACCGCAAACUUCUCCUCCUCCCACCUGCACCAGCACCAAUGGCAAUAGCCUGCAAGCUAUAUCUGGCAUGAUUGUUCCCCCCAUGUGAAAGAAUUGCCUUGAAGAAUUUUAUUAAUGAAGAGGUUGAAUUCUGCUUCAGAGAGAAUCUGAUACAAGUCCCAGAGUGGAACUUUUUACUCAGGC